AUCUAACAUUAGUUCAGUUAUUAAGUUCAAUUACUAAAUUUUUAUAAUGUUAGUUAUAGUAUUUUUGGUGAUGCUUCAUAAGACAGUGGGGCAUGUAGUUGGUAAUGUAGAAACCUAUCCACAUUUAAAUAGUCCCACACAUAGUUGCAAAGUAUAUGAAGACGAGAUAGACUUUUUGCGAUCAAAAGUGACUUUCUGUGAACGAGCUAGACAAAAUAGUAUAAAUGAUUGUUUUAAAAGCCAAAGAAAAAUGGAAGCUGAUCUGGAAAGUAGUGAUUCAGUUUGUUUGAAGCAGCAUACAACAAUUUUAAAACAAAAAGACCUAUUGACAGAAAAAAUAACAAGUUUAGCAUUUGAAAAUGUACAAAAGACCAACGAGAUCAAUGAAUUUACACAAGCGUAUGAAGCAACAGAGGAUGAAAUAAGUAGAUUGAAUAAACUUUUGAAAGAUAGUCAACAUCGUCUACGAAAAUGUAGGAUUGCAAAAAAAAAAUUGGAAGUUGAGAUUAAGCAGUUAAAGAGUAUGAUAAAAGUAUGAUAAUAGUACUGGGGAAUCUUUUAUAUGUUAAUUUCGUAUUCAAAUUUACACUUAGGUGUUGUAUUCAGGGAAAUCUGUUGAAAUAUAUAUUAAAUAAACCUUAUGAGUUUAAAUUUAUAUUUAACCUUUUAAUACUAUUUUCUCAAACUUUUUGGAUGUAUAUAUUUUAAAUUUCAUUUUUAUUUUUUUCUUUUUACAAUACAUAUUUAAAUGCAUUUGAUUGAUA
Psylliodes chrysocephalus is the source of this 764-nucleotide messenger RNA. NCBI's taxonomy places the organism in Eukaryota, Metazoa, Arthropoda, Insecta, Coleoptera, Chrysomelidae. The record is from the annotation of a GenBank genome assembly.